AUGCUGCUUGCUGCUGCUGCAGCAGCAGCUGCUGCUGCAGCAGCAGCUGCUGCUGCUGCUGCUGCAGAGCAGCAGCAGCAGGAAAGCCGUUGGAGGAAGGCAAGGCCGGGUUGGGCGUUUCCCGCAGCGGGAUUUUUGCUGCUCGCAUUUGCUGCAGCAGCAACUUUGCUGCUUCUCCUGCUGCACUGCCAGGGGCCUGCAGCAGCUGCUGCCACUGCUGCUGCCGCUGCAGCGGCGACAGCAGCGCCAAACCCCCCACAGACCCCACCAAGAAACACAACACCUGCGUCGCCUGCAGCAGCAGCAGCAGCAGCAGCAGCAGCAGCAGCAGCAGCAGCAGCAGCAGCAGCAGCAGCAGCAGAGCAGCAGCAGCAGCAGCAGCAGCAGCAGCAGCAGCAGCAGCAGCAGCAGCAGCAGCAGCAGCAGCAGCAGCAGCAGAGCAGCAGCAGCAGCAGCAGCAGCAGCAGCAGCAGCAGCAGCAGCAGCAGCAGCAGCAGCAGCAGCGGGUGGGCGCUACGUGGAGGGGAGGAAGAGCAAGCUGCUGCUGCGGCUGCUGCUGCAGCGGCAGGUGGACACUACAUAGAGGGAAGGAAGAGCAUGCUGCUGCUGCAGCAGCAGCAGCAGCACGUGCUUUCUGCAGCAGCAGCAGCAGAUACGUACUACGGAGGGAAGCAAGAACAUGCUGCUGCUGCAGCAGCAGCAGGGGCGCACUUCAGCAGAGGGCCCAGCAGCAGCAGCAGCAGCAGCAGCAGCAGCAGCCGUACCUUGACUGGGGUGAUUCGCCGCGCAGCAGCAGCAGCAGCAGCGCCGCAGCAGCAAGACCACAAGAAGCACUUCAGCAGCAGCAGCAGAAUAUUCCCGAUCCAGCCGAGAAGUGAGGCCCUCUGCAGCAGCCGCAGCAGCAACAGCAGCAGCAACAGCAGCAGCAACAGCAGCAGCAACAGCAGCAAAAAGGAAAACCACGACGCGAAAAUGGGGGAAAACACUGCAGCAGCAACUACGGAUCCCCAACAGCAGCAGCAGCAGCAGCAGCAGCAGGAGCAGCAGGAGCAGCAGCCGGAGCUGCAGGAGCAGGACCAGCAGCAGCUGCAGCAGCAGCUGGAAGAGCUGCAGCAGCAGCUGCAGCAGCAGCGAGCGGAAGCAGCAAGACUUAAUGAAGCGGCUCGGGUUUUGCGGAAGCAGCAGGAGAGGGGCCCCGAAGUUGCUGCUGCUGCUGCUGCUGCUGUUGCUGCCCGGGAUCGCGUGCAGCAGCUGGAGCAGCAGCUGCAGCAGCUGCAGCAGCAGCAGCAGCAGCAGCAGGAAGUGCCGCACUUCAUCAAAUAUAAGCAGCAAUUCGAAAGGCUUUUAAAAAGAAAGUUUUUUGUGGUUCCUUCUUUCGAAAUUUACGGAGGGUCUGCAGGACUUUACGAUCUCGGACCUCCAGGCUGCGCACUCAAGAACGAAGUGGAAAACUUGUGGCGAACCCACUUCGUCCUUGAAGAAGAUAUGCUCGAGAUUUCGGGAACCUGCUUGACCCCCUACGCAGUCCUCAAGGCCUCCGAAUGGCCUUUGCUGCUGCUGCUGCUGCUGCUGCAGCAGCAGCAGCAGCAGCAGCAGCAGCAGCAGCAGCAGGUGCAGCGGGAGAUCGAGGAGCUGCAGCUGCUGCGGCGGCAGGCCGACUCGCUCUCGCAGCAGCAGCUGCAGCAGCAGCUGCAGUCCUUAGCAGCAAAAUCUCCCGCGGGCAAUCCGCUCUCAGCUCCUUACCCCUUCAACUUGAUGUUUGCCCUGAACCUCGGGCCCAAGCAAAGCAGCCGCAGCAGCAGCAGCAGCAGCAGCAGCAGCAGCAGCAGCAGCGGCGGCGCGAAGGGCAGCAGCCCAGAAGAGCCCGUGCAGAGCAGCAGCAGCAGCGAAGCGCCGCGCAGCGGCGCCCUCGCGCCCAGCAGCAGCAGCAGCAGCAAAAACAGCAGCAGCAAAGACAGCAGCAGCAGCAGCAGCAGCAGCAGCAGCAGCAGCAGGGGCUUUCUGCGUCCUGAGACUGCGCAGAGCAUGUUUGUGAAUUUCCGGCGGCUGUACGAACUCAGCAGCAGCAAACUGCCGUUUGCUGCAGCACAAGUUGGAUUAGGGUUUAGAAAUGAAAUAUCUCCUCGCGGGGGUUUGCUGCGGACAAGAGAGUUUUUAAUGGCGGAAAUAGAAUACUUUUGCUGCCCCGAGAAGAAGCAGCAGCACGAGAAGUUUGCUGCAGUGCAGCAGCUGCUGCUGCCGCUGCUGCCGCAGCAGCAGCAGCUGCGCGGCGGCGCGCCGCUGCUGCUGCCGCUCGCUGCUGCAGUGCAGCAGCAGCUGCUGCCCAACCAAACCCUCGCCUUCUUCCUCGCCAAAACCCUUUUGCUGCUGCUCAAACUCGGAAUCCCUAAACCCUUUAUUAGGUUUCGGCAGCACUUAAACACUGAAAAGGCGCAUUACGCAGCAGACUGCUGGGACGCGGAAGUCUUCACCAGCAGCGGCUGGCUCGAGGUGGCGGGACACGCGGACCGCGCGGGUAGGGUUUAG
Molecule: messenger RNA, 2526 nt
Organism: Eimeria necatrix
Lineage: Eukaryota; Apicomplexa; Conoidasida; Eucoccidiorida; Eimeriidae
Product: glycyl-tRNA synthetase, putative
Exons: 5
Coding region: 1-2526 (841 amino acids)
Biological process (GO): mitochondrial glycyl-tRNA aminoacylation
Cellular component (GO): mitochondrion; cytoplasm
Molecular function (GO): glycine-tRNA ligase activity
Source: RefSeq, a predicted model, not a curated record